AUGGCCCCCUCAGCAACAAACGGCACGAUGAACGGAACCCAGAAUGUUGCGACGAAUGGCGCGACGAAUGGCGAACAACCUGAGUUUCCACAUGAAUCUAACCAUGAGGGAAGUUUCAUCACGACCAUGAACGGUGCUCCCGUGCAAAGACCUGCAGCCAGCCAGCGCAUCGGCAACCAACUGAGAGCCACGCUGCUGUUGCAGGAUAUCAACCUGCUUGAGCUCAUCCAGCACGUCACACAUGAACGCAUCCCCGAGCGUCUUGUCCACGCUCGAGGUUUCAAUGCCUACGGUUACUUCGAGGUCACAGACGACAUCUCCGAGUACACCAGCGCCGCCUUCCUGAACAAGGUCGGCAAGAAGACGCCUCUCCUCACACGCUUCUCCACAGUUGCUGGCGAGCGAGGAUCUGCUGAGACAGUCCGUGAUACCAGAGGCUUUGCCUUCAAGCUCAGAACUGAGGAGGGUAUCCUCGACUGGCUUUUCCUUUCCACGCCUGUGUUCCCCAUUCGCGAUGGUGCCAAAUUCCCAUCAUUCACCCACGCUACUAAGCGGAAUCCUAAAUCUGGCCUGCCGGACCAUAGCAUGUUCUGGGACUACUUCAAUAACAACCAGGAAGCCAUCCACUUCCUGAUGUUCCUCUUCAGCGACCGAGCUACCCCCGUAGACUUUCAACACGCCGACUGCUUCAGCAUCAACAGCUACCGCUUCACGAAGUCCGACGGCAAGUUUGUGUACGUAAAAAUUCACGUCAAGACGAAUGCUGGCGUUCAGAACUUCACCGCUUCUGAAGCGGCGACAGUGGCCGGAACGGAUCCCGACCACCAGACCCGCUCGCUCUUCAACGAGCUGGAGAACAAGGGCACGCCCUCGUGGGAUGUCUACGCCCAGAUCAUCGACCCCGAGAAGGCGGCCAAGUACCCCAUCAACAUUUUUGACGCGACCAAGACCCUGCCGUUCGAGGACUUCCCCCUGAGAAAAUUCGGCAGAAUCGUAUUGGACAACAACGUCGGCAACUUCUUCGCCGAGAGCGAGCAGAGCGCCUUCAGCCCUACGAACCUCGUUCCCGGCUGGGCUUUGUCGCCAGACCCCAUCCUCCAGACCCGUUCCCUAGCAUACGCCGACACGCAGCGCCACCGCCUCGGCACCAACUUCAUCCAGCUGCCCGUCAACAGGCCGGCGCGCAGCUUCAACCCGGUGAACCGCGACGGUGCGGCCAGCCUGGGCGACAACCUGGGCGCGACGCCAAACUACUUCCCGUCGUCGUUCUUCCAGUACGGCGUCUCGGCGCAGUACGCGCAGCCCGACGAGGAGCACUGGCUCGGCACCGUCGAGGACUUCCAGUCCCAGGUCGUCGCCGCCGACUACGAUCAGGCGCGCAUCUUCUGGCAGAAGACGCUGCCCGGCGACCCCAACGGCCAGGCCAACUUCGUGAGCAACGUCGCCGGACAUCUUUCCGUCGCGGUGGAGUCAGUGCGCAAGGCUACAUACGCCAUGUUCGCCAAGGUCGACGCCGACCUCGGCCAGAAGAUCCAGACGGCCACCGAGGCGCAGGUCGCGAAGAGCAAGAGCAGCAGCACGUCGUCGCCGUCCACCACCAACGGCGUGACGCAGAAGAUGGGCAGCAUGAAGCUCGCCGACCUGCACGCCAAGAAGCAGUCGGCCACCGAGUCCCACAACUUCGACCUGUUCGCCCACAAGACGUGGAACCUUCAGCAUUGA
This is a messenger RNA of Anthostomella pinea, 1722 nucleotides long. NCBI's taxonomy places the organism in Eukaryota, Fungi, Ascomycota, Sordariomycetes, Xylariales, Xylariaceae. The record is from the annotation of a GenBank genome assembly.